AUGCGGCGCGGUGCGGUACCGUGCGGCCCGGCUCCGCCAGGUGCGGUGCGAUGCGGCGCGGUACCGUGCGGCCCGGCUCCGCCAGGUGCGGCGCGGUGCGGUGCGGUACCGUGCGGCGCGGCUCCGCCAGGUGCGGUGCGAUGCGGCGCGGUGCGGUACCGUGUGGCGCGGCUCCGCCAGGUGCGGCGCGGUGCGGCGCGGUGCGGUACCGUGCGGCCCGGCUCCGCCAGGUGCGGCGCGGUGCGGUACCGUGCGGCGCGGCUCCGCCAGGUGCGGCCCCGCCAGACCCGGCCCCGCUGCCGUCCACGUGGCCGCGCGCACGGAGGCGAGGCCGCGCGGCGGGACGGGGGCGCGCAGCCAAUCAGAGAGCAGCGGGGCGGGGCAGCGCCGGCGCUCCGCCACUCAACGGGCGGGGGCGGGGCCGGCAGCGCGGAGCUCGCCAGCGAUUGGCGCAACCGGCGGCCGGUGUUGCAUCAUUCGCCGCCCGCGGGGCCGCCGGCCGCGCCGCUGCGCUCCGCCAGGCGGCGCCAUGCGCGGCCGGGGCCCUCAGGCGGCGCUCGCCGUGGGCCCGGCCGGCCCCGGCCGCCCUCCCGCGGACGCCGGGACGCCGCGGGGCCGGAGCGCAGCGGGCGCCAGGAGGGACUCUGGCUCCCCGAGCGCUUGCUCUGCUCGGGUCUCCCGCUCCCCUCCGCCUUGGCCGGCCCGGGACGCGGCGGUGCCGCCUCCCCCGGCGGGCCCGCACGCGACCCUGCGGUCCCUCGUGCUCUGGGAAUCGCCCGCAGAUUUCCCCAGGGAUUUCCCGGCCCGAACGGGAGGGAGUUUCCGCCCCCGGUUCCCCUGGGGCCCUGCGGCUCCUUCCUGCCCUCGGCCCUUUCGGGUCUCCUCAGACCCUGCGGCCUGCGCUGUGGCGGACCGGGCCGCCCUGUUCUUCUGAAACUCCAGCAGCAGCAGAGAUUUUUUUCCUAA
Oenanthe melanoleuca is the source of this 966-nucleotide messenger RNA. Its product is annotated as collagen alpha-1(I) chain-like. NCBI's taxonomy places the organism in Eukaryota, Metazoa, Chordata, Aves, Passeriformes, Muscicapidae. The record is from RefSeq and is a predicted model, not a curated record. Bases 1 to 966 code for a protein of 321 amino acids. The transcript is spliced from 2 exons.